CCCUAGUUGAAUUUCAUCAUUUAGUUGGGGGAAGUAACAUGUCUACACACAGUGGGAAGGCAUGUAGCUUCGAACUCUUAUUCUGACGGACUCAUUUUAACAAUAGUUCACCGACCGAGUUUUACGUCUAGCCGCUUAUCUUUUGGUUCUAGAAGAUUGUUAUACCGAAUAUCUCAGAGAGAAGAACUGCUUCAUGUGGUGUGUCUGGAGACAGUCACAAUAUUUUUUUUCGGAGAUUUAAACUAGUAUUGUGGCCGGGCGAAUCUCAACAGCUCUGUAUUUUUUAGUUACUUGGAUAUUCGGAAUUCCCUGCAAAAGUCCCAAUUAAUUUCAAUUGGGAUCAUUUGAUAGAACUGAUUAUGGAAGCACGUGAAAAUCAAAAGGCCUCUGAAAAGGAUUUAGCAGUUGAAAAUCCACCAACAGGAUUUUCAUUUUUCCCCGAGCACAUAUUCGGUGAGAAUGGCUACUUAAACUUGUUGCGAUAUAUACUUUCCGAUGGCGUUGAACGGAGAGAUCGUACCGACACAGGGACGUUUGGAGUUUUCGGUCCACAGCUACGCUUUUCUCUUAGAAAUCAAGAAUAUCCUCUACUGACUACAAAAACAGUGUUUUUUCGCGGAAUCGUAGAAGAACUAUUAUGGUUUGUUCGUGGAUCUACAAAUUCUCGUGAACUGGCGGAAAAGAAUGUACAUUUCUGGGAUGCAAAUGGAUCUCGUGAAUUUUUAGAUGGACUAGGAUUUACUGAGCGUGAAGAAGGUGAUCUCGGUCCAGUUUAUGGUUUCCAGUGGCGUCACAGUGGAGCAGAAUACGUAGACUGUCAAACCGACUAUACUGGUCAAGGUGUUGAUCAACUUGCUGAUGUAAUAAAACUUAUACGUGAGCGCCCUUGGGAUAGAAGGAUUAUGAUUGUGGCUUGGAAUGUUAAAGAUCUACGUAAAAUGGUUCUUCCUCCCUGUCAUUGUCUUGUUCAGUUUUAUGUUGCAAAUGAUGAGUUAAGUUGUCAAUUAUAUCAACGUUCGGGGGAUAUGGGUCUUGGUGUACCGUUCAAUAUUGCAAGUUAUGCUUUAUUAACAUAUAUGAUUGCUCAUAUUACUGGUUUAAAACCUGGUGAGUUCGUUCACACAAUUGGCGAUGCGCAUAUUUAUUCAAACCAUCGUGAGGCGUUACUUGAGCAGGUUAAACGUGUACCGCGGCCAUUCCCGAAAUUGGAGAUCGUUCGAGAGGUCAAGAAUAUUGAUGAUUUUAAGUUUGAAGAUUUUAAACUGAUUGAUUAUAAACCUUAUCCAAAAAUAACUAUGAAAAUGGCACUUUAAAUGAUUGUUUAACAAUUUUCGUUGAUUAAAAUUAUUUCGUGUUAUUUAAACCUAGAUUUCAAAAUAUAUACUUUCUAAUCACUUA
Molecule: messenger RNA, 1398 nt
Organism: Schistosoma bovis
Lineage: Eukaryota; Metazoa; Platyhelminthes; Trematoda; Strigeidida; Schistosomatidae
Source: the annotation of a GenBank genome assembly